CUUUACAAAGCGGUAUUAUUUGAUCAAAGUAGGAUAAUAACGAUUAUGUGAAUAAACUUUUUAUAGAGACUCUACAUCAUGGUGUUAUUUAAAACAGAGAAGAAAUUUAAAUAAUGACUGAUUUGUGACAUUGUGAUUCCUUUCUAUAGUUGCUAUACCUAGAUUGCUAUAGAUAUUAUCGAUAUUAUCAUGGCCGGCACUUACAAGAAUUAUAUGAAAUUGUUAGAAUCUUGGCCUCUAGAUAAAUUAAAACCUGGCAGAGACCUUGGUCAGCACAUCCGUGAUCAAGUAAAAAUUACAUUUGUAAAAGGAGAUGCAACCACUACAUUAAAUCGUGAGGUAUGUGAUCGCUAUUAUAUGAGCUUGAAAAGACUUGCUUCCAAUCAAUAUGGACAAACAUAUGCUUGUUCCCGCACUAAUGGUGCUAGUGGAUUAACAAGAGAGCAAUGUCAUUUGGCACUCUCACCAGAACUUUUAGAGUACUAUAAUCUAGAAGACAAAGGAUUUUUUGUACGUAUGUAUUUAAAAAUUAAAAAUAGUUUUUAAUAGUCAGAAGCCUAAGGAGUACAAUGAUCCAAAAGUUGAUACCUAGAAUUUGUUUUGUUCCCAUAAAAGGGCAUUAUGGUAUUAAACAUUGUAGUAGAACCAUUCAUUAUUUAUUACAAAGGCAAAAUAAUGUGACAUGCUUAAAAAAUGCAAAAGGGUACAGUAACUUAGUAAAUGAAAAUGUUGAAAAUACAUCACAUUUACCAGUUAUGGUUAAUGAAGUAUUAGAAUAUUUAGAACCUUUAUCAGGGAAAACUUUUGUAGACAUGACAUUUGGUGCUGGAGGACAUUCAAUCAAAAUUUUACAAACUUCUCCCAAUGUGAAAAUAUUUGCACUGGAUAGAGAUCCUGUUGCACAUGAAUUUGCACAUAAAUUAUCAGAGAAAUAUCCUGGGCAAGUAAUUCCUUUAUUAGGAAGAUUUUCUGAAUUACCACAAUUGCUGUGUCAACAUAAAGUGGAAAAAAAUAGUAUAGAUGGCUUUUUAUUUGACUUUGGUUGUUCAUCAAUGCAGUUUGAUGUUGCUCAAAGAGGAUUUUCUUUAUCGAAGAAUGGACCUUUGGACAUGAGGAUGGAUGGUUUUAGAUGUCCUGAAGAACCUACAGUUGCUGAUGUUUUAGAAAGAGUAACUGAAAUAGAUUUAAUUCAUAUAUUAAGAGUUUAUGGCGAAGAGAAGAAAGCAAAAAAAAUUGCACGUGCUAUUGUUGAAACUCGAUAUAACUUCAGAAGUUUGAAAACUACAGAAGAAUUAGCCACACUUAUUGAGUCUGUUGUUAAUGAAAAAAGGCUUGAUCGUCUUGGUAGAUUUGCUCAUUGUGCUACAAAAACAUUUCAGGCACUUCGAAUUUUUGUAAAUAAUGAAUUGAAUGAAAUUAAUUAUGGGAUUAUUGUUGCUGCAUCAUAUUUGAAAACGAAUGGUCGUUUAGUGACAAUAUCUUUUCAUUCUUUAGAGGACACAGUAGUUAAAAGGCAUAUUUCUGGAAAUAUACAACAUUUCGUUGCUAAUAGAGUACCAUUAAAAUAUGCUGAUUGCAGUAAACAAUUCAGUGCAGAUGAAAUUGACAGCAUUAUGAAAUCACCGUGGAAAAUGUUACAUAAACAUGUAAUAACACCUACACCUGAAGAAAUAGAAGAAAAUCCGAGAUCGCGUUCUGCCAAAUUACGAGCCAUUAGUAAAGUGAUGUAAAAUCUAGUAUCAGUUUAAGUAUGGCAAAUCAUUAUGUUCGUU
Molecule: messenger RNA, 1772 nt
Organism: Dufourea novaeangliae
Lineage: Eukaryota; Metazoa; Arthropoda; Insecta; Hymenoptera; Halictidae
Product: probable methyltransferase-like protein 15 homolog
Exons: 2
Coding region: 570-1730 (386 amino acids)
Biological process (GO): rRNA base methylation
Molecular function (GO): rRNA (cytosine-N4-)-methyltransferase activity
Source: RefSeq, a predicted model, not a curated record